Messenger RNA from Cetraspora pellucida, 1053 nucleotides. Lineage: Eukaryota; Fungi; Glomeromycota; Glomeromycetes; Diversisporales; Gigasporaceae. The record is from the annotation of a GenBank genome assembly.
AUGUCAUUAUCGAAUGUGCCUUCUCAAAAAGAUCCCGUGGAAUUUAAUGGAGUUAUAUCACAACCAUACGAGAUUUUUUAUAUGAAAUCAGAAAACCACAAUAUUCAGAUUGAUAGCUCGUUAAUAAAAUCACUAAAUAUAUUUUCAAAAUCAUUGCAAAUGUACAUAAAAAAAUAUAAUAUUAAGGACUUUGAUUAUUCAAAAUUUGGUAGAAUCAAAAAUAUCGGAGGUGGGGGAUCAGCAAGAGUAUUCUCAGCAAUUUGCCACGGAAAAAAAUAUGCAUUAAAAAAUUUAAAUAACUACCUAUUUAUGGAUAAGAAGACUUUCAAAAAACUCUGUAGUGAACUUAAGCACCUUGCUAAAACUCAUCACCCUAACAUUAUUAAAUUAUAUGGGACCUCAAGAGACCCACUAACAGGUGGUUUUAUGUUGGUGCUGCAAUUUGCCAACGGAGGGACCCUACGAGAAUAUUUGCAAAAUAAACAUAGUAAUGAGCUUUUUAAAAUCAAAUGGGCUGAACUUAUCCGAAUUGCAAAAGAAAUUACUGAUGGACUAAACUAUCUGCAUUCGAAAAAUAUCAUACAUUUAGAUUUGCAUUCUAAGAAUAUUCUUAUAAAUAAUGGUAAAGCAUUGAUUGCAGAUUUUGGUAUAUCUAAAAAUUUAGACGAUAUUACCUCUUCUAGUACAACUACACAAGGUGUAGUAGCGUAUACAGAUCCACAAUAUCUUCUGAAUGGCAAAGAGUUUAAACGAAACAAGAAAUCUGAUGUAUACAGCUUAGGUGUAUUAUUCUGGGAACUCACGAGUGGAGUUCCUCCAUUUCGUAAUUUAACUUCAAUGAAGAAAAUGUUGGAAAUUGCAAAUAAUAAUAGGGAAAAAAUUAUAACUGGUACGCCAAAGAAUUAUUCUAGUCUAUUUGAGAGAUGUUGGUCUUCUGACCCGAAUCAACGUCCAACAGUAGACAAAAUUUUGGUUGAACUUGAGAAACUAUCGUUAGAAAUCAAGGUUAAAUUUAUUAAAAAUAACAUUCAAAACUCGAAUAAACGAUUCUAA